AUGGCUGACACUCACAAUGAUGACAACAACCCAAUGCCACUUCAAAUCCUAGAUUCCAGUGGCACAAGCAAUUCAAUGGCUGCUCUGGUGGAUCAUCCGAUCAGUGAAUGUGAUCGACAAGGAGAGGAGACGUCGGCGGCACAAGAACAGAGGAAGAAUCAUCAAACGGUUCUAAAGACAAGGAGUCAGGUGAUAAUUCAGGCUAGGAGGAGGAUUUCGACGAGAAUUCAGGGCAAGAGGAAUCUUCCGAGGAUUCAGGCGACAAGGAGGAGGCCGACGAUAACGAGCAGGCCGCCGAAGCAAGGGAGUUUGGAGGCUAUGGAGUUGUUCAAGAAAAUGGUUGUGUUUGGGGUUAGGCCUGAUAUCGUUUCUUAUGGUAGUAUUGUCAAUGGUCUUUGCAAAGAUGGGUUGGUAGAUAAGACGAAAGAAUUGUUUUUGGAAAUGAAGAGUGGAGGAAUUAAGCCAAAUGUGGUUGUUUGUACCACUCUAAUUUAUGGUUGUUGUUUUGUGAGAAAUUUGGAGGGGGCUAAAGUCUUGUUUUUUGAGAUGCUGGAUCAAGGUUUGCAGCCUAAUUUAUUGACGUAUAAUACAAUGAUAAGUGGGUUUUGCAAGGAGGGGAAGAUAGAGACAGCGUAG
Molecule: messenger RNA, 636 nt
Organism: Pistacia vera
Lineage: Eukaryota; Viridiplantae; Streptophyta; Magnoliopsida; Sapindales; Anacardiaceae
Product: putative pentatricopeptide repeat-containing protein At3g16710, mitochondrial
Exons: 2
Coding region: 1-636 (211 amino acids)
Molecular function (GO): protein binding
Source: RefSeq, a predicted model, not a curated record